AUGUCAGUCAGUCAUCCGACAACUACAUAUAAGAUCGAUCGAACAGCAGCAACACUGAAUCUCGUAUGCGUGUGGAUGGGUAUUGUGAAAGUCUUUGUCUGUAUCACCGACACAUACAGCACAGCGGCAACGGCAGAGACGCAGUGCGGUGCUGCGGUAGACGCUCACACUGUUUACAUCUCUUCCAUAUGUCCCUUGGCUAGGUUUAAUAACAGUAUAGUAAAAUUGUACACGCACUUGAAAUCAGAAAAUCUUGCGCCGUUGGCAGCUCAACAAAUGUGGCCUAGUGGAAGUGGUGGCGGUGUACGAAACUCGAACACUUCUACUGCAGUGUCUACUUCUGCAUCCAGUGGCGCCAAUGGUAGUUCAGCGACUGGUUCUGGCAAUGGUGCUGCGACGGGAUCUCAGCCAUCAUUCAGUGGGAUACGGGUAAAUGACCAGCGCGGAGGCGCGGGGAAUCAGCUGCGAUGGCUCGAUCAUCAUCAAGCGCACCAAUGGAGUCCACAAAGUGCACAGUGGGGACCACAUGUCUCAGGCGGCCCAAAUCCAGCCCAUCCAUGGCCACUAGCAGCUGCUACACAACAGUGGGCAGGCACACCGUCGUCAAAUACGGGGACAGGUUCUUCUACAUAUGCCGAACACGCAAAGAAAAAUAUGGUAGGACGUGGUGGACAAAGUCAGGUACAGGGACGAUACGAUCAACAACAGCAGCAAUGGAAUCAAGUAAAAGUAGAUCAGCAGACUCCUUGGGAUACGAGUAGUUUGACGGGCUUUAGUAGUGUACAUGCUGCCAGUGAUGCAAAAUUAUCAACAGCGGAAUGGGGGUCAACCAGCGCACCGAAGACACGCUGGGCUCCACCCACAACUCAGUGGUCUGUACAUGCUGCAGCUACAUCAACUGCUGCAGGCCCCGAUUGGGCUACAGCUGCGGCAGUUGUAGCUGCUGCAGCUGCGGCACAUCAUCGUCACGAUGCUGCAGCAGGACCAUGGACUGGCACCACUAUGGCAGCUCAUCCAGCGACUGCAGCGUUGCCACUGCAAGUUGGGGCAGCUUGGGGUCAAAAUCCGACAGUCGGACAGCAGCCAUCAGCCUCUGCAUUACCAAAUCUCAAUGAACAGUAUGACCCAAAUCCUCAAACGCCUGGUCCAUGGGUUGCCCCGCAGCCUCAAGAAAUGAAUAACGAUAUGAUGUGGCAUGAUCCAAAUCCAAAGCAAAAGAAAGUGCAACGUGAUACUGGCACUGCGAUUUGGGGUGACCCAAGUCAACAACCCGUAGAAAUUAAGCGUUGGAAAGAUGCCGAAGUGGAUGAUUAUUCCCACAUACAAAGCGCAAUGCCGAGCGGUGGUGAUUGGAACAUCAUUGCGAUAUCAUCGAAUGGUAGCGCCGUUUGUACAGGCAUCAACGGCGUUAUUAGCGGUGGUCCUGGUACAGGACAUGCAACAAGUUCAUGUUGUUCAGCAACCGGAACAAACGUUUCAACUCCAACGACAACUGGUGGGCCAUGGCCAGACGGUUCCCAUCCAGAGCCUUCAUCAUCAUCGGGACACCAGGAACGGUGGCAGCAACAUCCUAGUGCAUGGACUGAUAAGCCUGAUAAUGUCAGUGAUAGCCAUCAUCCAGCAGAUUUGGUUAGUGCUUUAUGA
Molecule: messenger RNA, 1644 nt
Organism: Acanthocheilonema viteae
Lineage: Eukaryota; Metazoa; Nematoda; Chromadorea; Rhabditida; Onchocercidae
Source: the annotation of a GenBank genome assembly